CAUUCAUCAGAUCCAUCUUCAUGCAGCUGUUCCACAUUUUAUUAAUGAUACAUGCCUUUGUGUGUGCGUAUAUAUACAUAUUUAUAUAUAUAUAAGCAUCUGUGACCUCUCCACUCUCUUAUACAGCUCACAAUCCCCAAUCUCUCUCUGUUGUCUGAUUCGUUCGGGAUCUCCCUUCUCUCUUCAUGAUUAAUGGCGCUUCCCUUUGAUGCUUCGGCCUCAUUAUAAGGAUCAAUCUGGUUCAUUUCUCGGAUCCCUAAUUUUUCUGAAUUCUCGUUCACAUCCUCCGACCAAGUUCAUCGCUUUCCCUUCAGCAGAUACUGAAACGUAGAUGGAGACGAAGAAAACUCAUUUGGGUCGUCCUUGAAUCUCCCCAAUGGGAUCUUACCAUUCGAAUCUCAGUCUCAUUAUCAUCUUCUGCGCAAUCUCUUUAUCAUCCGUGACCAUUCACUGCGCCAACGAUCAGGAUUUGGACGAUCUGAUCCGUACGUAUGCCGCUCGUACGAAUCCGAGACCACAUACAGGCUCUCUGUACAAGAUCACACUUCCGGCGAAUCUCUCCGGCGUCGAAGCUUCGGUUGUUACGGUCCGAAACAGCAUGUUCUGGAGAAAAGGAGCAAACUUUAGCCAUUUCUUCAUCCCUCCGUUGGUUAAAACGACGCCGUACGCGAAGAGAAUAGCUCUGUUGUACGAGAAUUUCGGGAACUCGUCGUCCAGAUACUUCCGGGUGGCAGGUUAUUCAUUUGUUUCGCCGGUUGUUGGGUUCAGCGCCUAUGACGCGACGAACCCGAAUGAUAUGGGAGACGAAAAAUUGAAUUUUUCAAUCGUGGACAACGAUGUAAUCUCGAUUCGCUUCGAUUCGGACGUUACCCACAUCGGAAAGGACGAGAAUUCGAUCAGAUGCGUCGCCUUUGUCGAUGAAAAGAGCAACAACAACAACGGGUCGAUAGAGUUCAGCAACCUGACUGGGAAUUACGAGUGUGCCACUAGGAGCUCCUCUGGGCGUUUCGCACUGGUGAUUCCCAAUCAGAAACAGGAGAAGAGAGCACUGAAGCUGAAGUGGUGGUGGUUGGCGUUGGUGGCUGCCGGAAUAUUCGUUGUGGUUACGGUGGUAGCGGUUAUGGCGGCGAAGUUAGUGAGGAAGAAGAAGAUGAGAGAGAUGGAGAGAGAAUCGGAGAAGAGCGAAGCCAUUGGAUAUGUCUGGAUUGGUCGGAGCAGAAUGCCGACUGCGGCAAUGGCCAGAACCCAGCCUUCUCUUGAACAUCAUCAUCUUCAUCUUCCGACAGAUUAAUUCCUCGUUUCCUCUUUAGUUUUUUCUUUUCUUUUUUGGUGAUCUCUUGUUCUAGUUCCAUUUCAAUGCACAGUGUUUUUUUUUUUCUUCCAAAUUUGUUUCUUUCGGUUUAUUUACACUCAGGGUGAAAACUAUUUGACAUUUGUUAUGUUA
This is a messenger RNA of Tarenaya hassleriana, 1444 nucleotides long. RefSeq lists its product as uncharacterized. The coding region runs from base 377 to 1291 and encodes 304 amino acids. Lineage: Eukaryota; Viridiplantae; Streptophyta; Magnoliopsida; Brassicales; Cleomaceae. The record is from RefSeq and is a predicted model, not a curated record. The transcript has a single exon. Gene Ontology annotation, cellular component: membrane.